GAAUAAUAAUUUGAAGAUAGGUACCGUGGAGGUGUGUUUUUGCUUCUUCACACCGCCCACUCCGGAAAAGUCAGCCAUCGUUAGCUAUUUUUAUGUUUUAAGGUGACGUGGAGUCGGUCCCCUUCUUCAUCCCGAUUCAUGUGUCUUUACAAUUAUUAUACAUAUCUGGAUUUCUAUAUAAUCGAAGUACCAAAAUUGAAACUAACUGGAAUAUUAAAAAUGUUUAUCAAUAUUUAGAUUCAAUCCCAGCAGGACAUCGCUGAGGAGGCGAGUAUUAUUGGGCCUGGAAUCUGAGGAAUCCAGCGGGCAGACAGGUUUGGUACGAUCUGUUUUAGAGCUAACGAGAUGCACGGUACGAUAGCUAGUUGCUCGAUGUAGCUAGAGGGCUUUAGAUGAAAGCAAGUAAUUGUGCAUGUUUAUUCAACUAUAAUAACGUAGCCAGUAGACUCUUUGCAGAGUUUACUCCUGCAAUCGAUGUGCUGUUGUUUCACAGGUAGCCAGGGACAGGCGCUAUGUAGGUGAUGGCUGUUGUUGAUAUAGUAAAGUAGUGUUAUAUUAACAUAUGAUGCAAUGGUUUGCUAUCACUGAAUAUGCUUAUAGGCUUUUUGACACUUGACCUGUCCAAUUUAUUGGAAUCUAUUCAUUUUCAACAGGGCCCAUGAUGGCUGAAUUUGAACAUCCUACCCAACAAGGAGUCUGCCAGAUGAUAGGUUAUUGCAUCUUGGUCCUGUGUCUCGUGCCACAGAUAACAUGGGCUAAAGUGAGCUACAAGCAAGGGGAUCCUGUAACCUUGUACGUCAACAAAGUUGGUCCUUACCAUAACCCUCAGGAAACGUAUCAUUACUACACGUUGCCUGUUUGCAGGCCUAAAGAGGUCAGUGAAUACAUGUGAAUAUCACAGGAGGUUGGUGGGACCUUAAUUGGGGAGAAUGGGCUCGUGGCAAUGGCUGGAGCGGAAUAGGUUGAAUGGUAUCAAGUACAUCAAACAUAUUUUCCAUGUGUUUGAUGCCAUUCCAUUUGUCCUGUUCCAGCCAUUAUGAGCCCUUCUCCCCUCGGCAGACUCCACUGGUGAAUAUGCAAAUAUAUGACUAAUGAUUUAUCCUUGUAGGGCUCUUCAGAUGCAUGUUAGUAGUGUGUAUAAUAACUCUAUUAAGACUUGGCAUAACAUGUCUGAGAACCUUUUUUCCCCAGGUGCACCACAAGUCCCUUAGUCUAGGAGAAGUGCUUGAUGGGGAUCGGAUGGCAGAGUCCCUGUAUGAAAUCAAAUUCAGAGAGAAUACAGAGAAGAAGUCACUCUGCCAGCUAACCCUCACAGAGAAAGAGGUAUUUGCAUUCUGACAAAAUACGCACAACUUCACAGUACACUUAUUUUUCUUUAAACUGCAUUGUUGGUUAAGGGCUUGUAAGUACGCAUUUCACUGUAAGGUCUACACCUGUUGUAUUCGGCGCAUGUGACAAAUAACAUUUGAUUUGAUUACAUUGCAUCAUGGAAAGGUGUAACUAAUUCCUAGUUGGUGAUGUUUUUCCUUUAUUGCUCCUUUCUUGUAGGUGGACCAACUCCGAGAGGCCAUAGAGGAGCUGUAUUACUUUGAGUUUGUCCUGGAUGACAUUCCCAUCUGGGGCUUUGUGGGGUACAUGGAGGAGAGUGGCUUCCUGCCUCAUAGUCAUAAGGUGGGUUAGUCUGACUUCCUUCAGUUCUCUCUCCCUCAUGGCAAAACCCAAAUACAUGUCUACCUGCAUUGACUUUGCGUGUCUCUCUGUGUGUGUGUGUAUGUAUGUAUGUAUGUAUGUAUGUAUGUAUGUAUGUAUGUAUGUAUGGAUAUGUGUGUGUAUAGGUGGGGCUGUGGACACACCUGGACUUCAACAUCGAGUACAACGGCAACUCUGUGAUCUUUGCCAACGUCUCGGUGAAGGACUCCAAGCCAGUGCCCCUGGAGGAGGGUGGCGGUGGCGCCGGGCAUGGGGCGGUGGGGACGGGCGGCGGGCUGGCACUGUCCUUCACCUACAGUGUGCACUGGUUCGAGAGUCCUCUGACCCAUGCCCGGCGGGCUGAGAGGCUGAGGGACUACUCGUUCUUCCCCAAGACCCUGGAGAUCCACUGGCUGUCUAUCAUCAACUCCCUGGUGCUGGUAGUACUGCUGCUGGGCUUCGUCAUCAUCAUCCUCAUGAGGGUCCUCAAGAAUGACUUUGCCAGGUGACCAAUGAGGGGACGGAGUGAGGAGGUUUAGACAUUGUAAUGAUGUUCUGCUUUACGGGAGAGCUCACAUUGAAAUUGGCAUGCGAGAGUUUGGGUAUAAUUAGAGUAGGUCUAUUUGUGGCUAUAUAUCAUGUUUUAUUUGGAUUAUUUGUGGAAAUGGUAGCUAAAUUGUGUGGAAUGACAUUCCCAUAUCUCAAAAUCUUUCUCUCUUCUGGUUGUUCCUGUAGGUACAAUGUUGAGGAGGAGGGCGGCUGUGAUGAUCUGGACCAAGGGGAUAAUGGCUGGAAGAUAAUCCACACAGAUGUCUUUAGGUUCCCCCCUUAUAAAAGCCUGCUGUGUGCCGUGUUGGGAGUGGGGGCUCAGUUUCUAACCCUGGCCACAGGUAACCAUCAACAUACUGGUUUAACACUCAGAACACAUUAAUUAAAUCUUACAAUUACUGCCGCUCAAAAUACAGAAUCGCAAUCCAGGAAAAUCUACGAGCAGAUUAGGGUUGAAUUUGACCAUUUGUGAAUGGUUGUGUGACAUUUGACACCUAGUUCUAGCGUUCAUUAAAUGCAUCGCAUUCCUUUCCCAUUGUUACUCCCCAUUGGAGGAGGAUUGAAUGUCUGUGUGACAAGAACUAGAAAUCUGAUCAGCGUGCACACACACAUAACUUGGGUGUGAAUGUACAUGUACCAUGCCUGUGACAAAGUAGUGUGGAGAAAUUGAGAAAUGUGGUUAUCACUACAGGCUCCUUCCCCCAAGCUCUCCCAUUUGACCUCUGUGUCUCUGGUUUCUGUAGGGAUCAUCGUCAUGGCGCUGCUGGGAAUGUUUAAUGUGCAUCGCCAUGGUGCCAUCAACUCGGCUGCCAUCAUGCUGUACGCGUUGACGAGCUGCGUGUCAGGAUACUGUUCCUGUAGCUUCUACACACAGAUACAUGGCCAGCGCUGGGUCUGGAAUAUCAUCCUCACCUCCUCACUCUUCUCAGGUGAGUGGACAGAUUUGGUCUUUCAUGUGAUACAUAUCGUAAAUAUUCCAUAUAUAUUGUCAAUGUCAUUUGUUUUUGUUAAGUCUGGUUGAGUUUCAAUUACAAUAAAACUCUGUGAACAUCUAAAAUGUACACAGUCUGUGUAUUCAUUUUUCUGCAGGAUGUGUCUCGAACUGUUGAGUUUCAAUUACCAUAAAGCUUCUGUCUCUUCUCUCCGUCUCUGCUUGAACCUGACUUUCACCUCUCUUUCUCCCUUCCUUCCCUCUCUCCACCCAUCUCUCCCUGCUACCCACCAUUUCUUCCUACUUCCUUGAUUCCCUCCCUCCCACCUAUCCCUCCUCCCUCCCUCCCUCCAACCAUCCUCCCUCGAUCACACAGCUCCCCUGUUCCUGACUUGGAGUGUGGUGAACUCAGUCCACUGGUGGAGCGGCUCCACCCAGGCCCUGCCUGCCUCCACAGUGCUGCUGCUGCUGGGGGCCUGGGUCCUGGUGGGCUUCCCCCUCACCGUCAUCGGGGGCAUUGUGGGCAAGAACCGGGCAGGCAACUUCCAGGCCCCCUGUCGCACACGCAACAUCGCCCGCCAGAUCCCCACACAGCCCUGGUACAAGCACACGGCUGUGCACAUGGCCAUUGGGGGCUUCCUGCCUUUCAGGUGUGUGUGAGUGUGUAACAAUAUCAAUAUAACAGAGAGCUUCUCUCUGUGUUUGGUAAUGGAGUCCCGUUGCUGAGUCAUGAGUCAGUGCUUUUCCCAUCUCAGUUAAACAGCUGUUGCUCUAGAGUCUAUAAUCGCCCUUCUGUGGCAAUGACAUUGUGUAUAAAACCAAUCGAUCACAUUUUAUUUGUGGUCGUGCCUUUUAGUAGCUCAGUCAUUUGUCACAGAACAAAAACCAGAAACAGAGUGCAUCUAUAACGUUAGUGUGUAUGUCCUACUCCUGUCUUAUUUUAUGAUUCUAAUUUCUCUCCCUCCAUGUCAGGGCAAAUUUAAGCAGCUAGCUCAAAGUAAUCUGUCACAGAACGUUGACCAACACCCAGACAUUUACACUUUUCAUACUUUUUCAUACAUAAAGUGUGUGUAUAUUGUGUCUAGCCUACUCAUUGCCCUAACCUCUCUCCCUCCUUCAGUGCCAUCUCAGUGGAGCUGUACUACAUCUUUGCCACCGUGUGGGGCCGCGAGCAUUACACCCUGUACGGCAUCCUCCUCUGCGUGUUCGCCAUCCUCCUCUCGGUGGGUGCCUGCAUCUCGGUGGCGCUCACCUACUUCCUGCUGUCGGGCGAGGACUACCGCUGGUGGUGGCGCAGCGUGCUGAGCACAGGUUCCACAGGCCUCUUCAUCUUCGUCUACUCUGUGUUUUACUACCGUAAUCGUUCGAGUAUGAGCGGCCUGGUGCAGAGCGCAGAGUUCUUUGGUUACUCUCUCCUCACAGCGCUGGUCUUUUCACUCAUGCUGGGGACUGUCUCCUUCUGGGCCUCACUGGUCUUCAUUCGCUACAUCUACCGCAGCCUCAAGAUGGACUAAGGGAAUGUGCAGCCGUUUACAUAACGGCCCAGUUUGAAUGUCUUAGUGUGUCCUUUCAUUUAGUCGAUUUGAUUGGUGGAAUAAUGUAUUUGCCUAGCCAAUCACAUACAGGUCAGUGGUUGCCUCAAGGAAGUGAGGAUUUUCAAAUUGGAACGGGUCCGUGUACAUGCCUCCUGUGGGGAAAAAGAGGCGGACCCAGGGGUCUUCUAGAAAUAUGGAUGAAAGACUGCCAGGAGGUUGAAUAAGGGAUUGAUGGAUUUAAUGUCACUAUCUAAAAGGGGCUCUUUAAAGGGAUGAAUGUGUCCUGUGAGUGUGUGAAGUUGUAUUGUGCAAUAAUGCGUGAAUGUGUGUGUGUGUGCGCCAAUGUGACGCAGGCGUGCAGUUUCGGUGUAAAUAUACAAUAUUUUCAAUAAAGACAUCUUUAUUACAACAUA
Molecule: messenger RNA, 5117 nt
Organism: Coregonus sp. 'balchen'
Lineage: Eukaryota; Metazoa; Chordata; Actinopteri; Salmoniformes; Salmonidae
Source: the annotation of a GenBank genome assembly